AUGAUGAAGAGAAUGAAGAAGACGAAAUUGAAGCUCUACGACACAAAAACCGAGGAAGACGAUAUCGGUAGCUCACCAAUUGCUGCCAGUCCUGGGCUAAGGUCAGGUGCAAGGAAAGUGAAUACCGGAUUGCAAAUUGCGCAGGAGCUGUCCGAUAUCGUAGUUUACAUGCAGGCCGUGAAAUUCAAGGGAUUCCCAACUGUAGAAAUAACGACAUCCACGCACUCUGCGGAAGAGGAAAUAGGUACUGCCAACUCGUUGUGGUCCACACGAACUCGUACGCAAACAAGUCUGCUGAGCACACCAACACCUCCAAGAAGACAACGCAGUACUACGCAAGUCAGUCAGCUAAUUCGAACAUAUCCGUCUGCAAAGCAUUACGACUCGUCCAACUUCAAUCCAAUCAACUGCUGGGCUCAUGGUUUACAGAUGGUUGCUUUGAAUUUCCAAACACCCGAUGUCAUCAUGGCUGUGAAUCAAGCAAUGUUUGAGCAGAGCGGAAGUAGC
Cylicostephanus goldi is the source of this 507-nucleotide messenger RNA. The record is from the annotation of a GenBank genome assembly. Lineage: Eukaryota; Metazoa; Nematoda; Chromadorea; Rhabditida; Strongylidae.